GAACUGAGAGAGAUGGCGGAGGUCCCCAAGAUUGAACUUUUCAUCAAGGCCAGUGAUGAUGGGGAGAGCGUGGGGAACUGUCCCUUCUGUCAGCGACUCUUUAUGAUCCUCUGGCUGAAGGGGGCCAACUUCACUCUCACCACAGUGGACAUGAAGAGGGCUCCAGAGGUGCUGAAGGACCUGGCCCCAGGUUCUCAGCCCCCGUUCCUCAUCUUCGGGGAGGAGGUGCGCACUGACACCAACAAGAUCGAGGAGUUUCUAGAGGAGGCCCUGGCUCCUCCACCGUACCCCAAGCUCUGUUGUCGCUACAAGGAGUCCAACGGUGCUGGAGAUGACAUCUUCCACAAGUUCUCUGCAUACAUCAAGAACCCUAACCCUGGCCUCAAUGAUAUGCUGGAGAAGAAGUUUCUGAAGAGCCUGAUGAAGUUGGAUCAGUACCUGCUGACGCCACUCCCACAUGAGCUGGACCAGAACCCAGACGCCCGCCAGUACUCACGGCACUAUCUGGAUGGGAACUCCCUCAGUCUAGCUGACUGCAACCUGCUUCCCAAGCUCAACAUAGUCAAGGUGGUGUGUAAGAAGUACCGUGACUUUGAGAUCCCUGUGGCUCUGACUGGUCUGACCCGCUACCUGACCAAGGCCAACCAGCAGGACGAGUUCCGAUAUACCUGUCCCAAGGACUCCGAGAUCCUACUGGCCUACCACUCAGUGGCCAAAUACCUCAACAAGUAG
This is a messenger RNA of Salvelinus namaycush (lake trout), 732 nucleotides long. RefSeq names its product chloride intracellular channel protein 4-like. Bases 13 to 732 code for a protein of 239 amino acids. Lineage: Eukaryota; Metazoa; Chordata; Actinopteri; Salmoniformes; Salmonidae. The transcript has 6 exons. The record is from RefSeq and is a predicted model, not a curated record.